This is a messenger RNA of Aethalodelphis obliquidens (Pacific white-sided dolphin), 4062 nucleotides long. It is a transcript of the gene EYA2, whose product is annotated as EYA transcriptional coactivator and phosphatase 2. Lineage: Eukaryota; Metazoa; Chordata; Mammalia; Artiodactyla; Delphinidae. Gene Ontology annotation, cellular component: nucleus. Gene Ontology annotation, biological process: cell differentiation; positive regulation of DNA repair; negative regulation of extrinsic apoptotic signaling pathway in absence of ligand. The record is from RefSeq and is a predicted model, not a curated record. Gene Ontology annotation, molecular function: protein tyrosine phosphatase activity. The coding region runs from base 1 to 1614 and encodes 537 amino acids. The transcript has 15 exons.
AUGCUAGAACUAGUGAUCUCUCCCAGCCUUACUGUAAACAGCGAUCGUCCGGGUAAACUGAAGGUUAACUGUGCCGACGCUGAUGUCUGGACUCUGAGUGACAUAGAAGGCAUCACUACAUCGGCUCUGAGUGUGUCCCAGCUCUUUGCAAGACCUUGCCCACGUGUCCUGCACAGCCAGCAUCCCACUGCCAUGGCAGCCUACGGCCAGACUCAGUACAGUGCGGGGAUCCAGCAGGCCACCCCCUACACAGCUUACCCACCUCCAGCACAAGCCUAUGGAAUCCCUUCUUACAGCAUCAAGACAGAAGACAGCUUGAACCAUUCCCCUGGCCAGAGUGGAUUCCUCAGCUAUGGCUCCAGCUUCAGCACCGCCCCCACUGGACAGAGCCCGUACACCUACCAGAUGCACGGCACUGCAGGGAUCUAUCAAGGAGCAAAUGGACUGACCAACGCAGCUGGCUUUGGAACUGUGCACCAGGACUAUCCUUCCUACCCCGGCUUCCCACAGAGCCAGUACUCCCAGUAUUACAGCUCGUCCUACAGCCCUCCUUACGUCCCGGCCAGCAGCAUCUGCUCCUCUCCCCUCUCCACGUCCACCUACGUCCUGCAGGAGGAACCUCACAACGUCCCCAGCCAGAGUUCUGAGUCGCUUGGUGGUGAAUAUAACACGCACAAUGGACCUUCCACGCCAGCAAAAGAGGGAGACGCAGACAGGCCGCACCGGGCCUCUGACGGGAAGCUCCGAGGCCGGUCUAAGCGGAGCAGUGACCCCUCCCCAGCAGGCGACAAUGAGAUUGAGCGUGUGUUCGUGUGGGACUUGGAUGAGACAAUAAUUAUUUUUCACUCCUUACUCACGGGGACUUUUGCCUCCAGAUACGGGAAGGACACCACGGCGUCCGUGCGCAUCGGCCUCAUGAUGGAAGAAAUGAUCUUCAACCUCGCAGAUACACAUCUGUUCUUCAAUGACCUGGAGGACUGUGACCAGAUCCACGUGGACGAUGUCUCAUCCGAUGACAAUGGGCAAGAUUUAAGCACCUACAACUUCUCCGCUGAUGGCUUCCACAGUUCGGCCCCGGGGGCCAGCUUGUGCCUGGGCUCUGGUGUGCACGGUGGCGUGGACUGGAUGAGGAAGCUGGCCUUCCGCUACCGGCGAGUGAAGGAGAUGUACAACACCUACAAGAACAACGUCGGCGGCUUGAUAGGAGCUCCCAAAAGAGAGACAUGGCUACAGCUCAGAGCCGAGCUGGAAGCUCUGACGGACCUCUGGCUGACCCACUCCCUGAAGGCACUAAACCUCAUCAAUUCGCGGCCCAAUUGUGUCAACGUGCUGGUCACCACCACUCAACUAAUUCCUGCCCUGGCCAAAGUCCUGCUGUAUGGCCUGGGCUCCGUGUUUCCUAUUGAGAACAUCUACAGUGCAACGAAGACAGGGAAGGAGAGCUGCUUUGAGAGGAUAAUGCAGAGAUUCGGCAGAAAAGCCGUCUACAUCGUGAUUGGCGAUGGCGUGGAAGAGGAGCAGGGGGCGAAAAAGCACAACAUGCCUUUCUGGCGGAUAUCCUGCCACGCGGACUUGGAGGCGCUGAGGCACGCCCUGGAGCUGGAGUAUUUAUAGCAGAACCCGCAGCCUCGCCACCUGCCAUCAGAGAGGCAGCCCACCCGCCCAGGCCCUCGGUUUUCCCCACCUCCCCUGCCAGAUGCAGGGUCCCUCCCGCCAAGAGGACGUGUCCGGUGACCAUCUCAGAAGCUGUCCUUUCAGUCCCAACGCGGGUCCAGAGGAACAAAGUACCCAGCAGUGGCUUUGGAAUAUUUAACUUUGGGGAAAAGGGCUGGCUCGGAGUCCAGGCUUUUCUGCAAGACUCACAAGCAAGGAAUUCCUGAUUUGGGGGAGGGCUGGCGAUGAGGAGGGGACAGGCUCUUUUUUUUUCUCCACUUUAAUUUAUGGACUAAUCUCAUUACUCUGGUAUUACGCUCUUGUACCUGUGUUGUUGGUUUUUGUUUUCUCAGCUGGCAUGUGGGGCAGUGCACAGCUCUAAUUUAAGCCUCUCUGCUCUGAGUUGUGCUUUGAGGGGACAAUCAUUCUUUGAACAGAGGGAGGCGAUUUGGGGCUGUGGGGAAGACUAUUGCUUAUUUUUGUUUUUAAGGACGUAACCUGAUGUCGUGUGGACAGUGCACGUGCCUUAUGCUGCCAUCUUGUUUUCUAGGAAGAGGGGACCCUGGGGAGGAGGCAGUACUUUGUGACGGAAAAAGGCAUUAAAUAAAACCACGUUUACAUUUUGAAGUGGGGUAGAGUGUCACUACUUUAUUACUGCUUUGGAGGCUUCUGAAUUUGUUGGUGUUUUCCAGAACCUUUUCAGUUACGGAAGUAUAAAAUCCGACUCAAACUGCCUUAAGCCAAAGAAAAAAGCAAAUCAUCUCCAGGAACUUUGGGUAAUAACUGUCUUCAGCCAUAGCUGGGUCCAGGUGAUCGAGUGACUUUCUCCUGUGCAGUUUUACUUCUCGGGCAGGCUCUUCCCUGUGUGGCAAAGGCAGCUCCAAGAAUCUUUCGGUAAAACCAUACCAGCAGAAAGAGAGCACUUUCUGCACAGGGGCUCUAGCGAAAGCCCCAAGGUUGUGUCAAACCUGAGUCGUGAGCUGCCCAUGGAGCUGGAUAGGGUUCAAUCUCUCAUGAGCAGAAAGCUGGGGAGAGCUUGUCUCCCAAAGGAGGAAUCAGCGAGCUACUCCUAAAAGAACUGGGGAAAAUGGGGGUUGGGAUGGAAACUAGAACUGACUUCCAUGCCAUGGGUAGGACUUUAUUUUCCAGCGGAUGAGCCCAGGAUCCGGUGUAGGGAACAGGGAGGGACAUCUGGAGAAGUCCCAAGGACAUCUUCAGCUCUGUUGCUGCCCACAGAGUUCCAAGCAGGGCCUCGAUCCAUUUGAUUGGAUGCUAAGCCUAACUAUAGGCUUCUCCCUCUAUUCAUGCUGGUGAAAUCCAGGGUCACCAGCUGGCUGGCAUCCAUGUCAGCGGAUGACUGGAGUCUCAGAGCUAGAAUCUGAUAGAUGGAAAGUCAUCACCAAGGGUGAGACAGACUCCCUGGCGAGGCUCUGAGCUCCCUGGGGGCAGGCGCUGUUGGUUUCGUCUCUGUAUUUCCCCAAACCAAGCACGAGUGUCAUCCUUGGAAUCAGUCUACAGAGUGGAUACUGACAUAAAUUGGAAUCCCAUUACAGAUGACGUGGAAGGAAGGAUGAAAGUAUAAUUGGAAUCAUAGUUAGGUAACUGGGUGAAUGGAUACUUGUAAAAAUGGCUGAAUAGAUGUCUAAACGGGUGGGUAGAUGGACGGCUGGUUAGAUGACUGGGUGCUUGAGUGAUCUGAAGGUGGAUGUUUAGCAAGGUGACUGGAGAACGGAUGGAUAAAUGGAUGGAUAAUUGUGGGGAUGACUAGACGGAUAGCUAUAUAGAUUAUGAGUGGACGGAUGACUGAAUUGAAGACUGAAUGGUCGUAUGGUGAGAUGAAUGGAUAGAUAGUUGACGGAUGAGUGAAUGGUUGCAUGGCUUUAUGGAAAGAUGUAUAGAUGGUUAAGAGGGUGAGCGAGUGGCUAAAUGAAUGAAUGGAUGUUUGAAUGAGUAGUUGGAUGGAACGACUGAUGGUUGAUGGGUGAUUGACAGUAAUACUGUGAUGGCUGGAUAUGUGGGCGCAAGAAUGAUGCAACAGUUAAAUGGAUGGAUGGUUAAAUGGAGGUAAAGAAUCCCUAGAGUUAGUUGCCUAGAACAUGUGGGUCAGCCUCACUAUUACUUGCCUACUUAGAUUUUCUGUAAUGAGUGGAGGAGUUUUACUGGAUGAAUUGACUUCUGGCUGGAGUAGAGAAAGGGACUGGAGCAGAACCUCCCAGGGAGUCAGCCAUGUGAACGCUCCUGGAUCCUCCCUGUCUCCCCAUUGUUUGGUACCCCUGCUACUCAGGCACCCACUUGUAAUCAUGCGCUAUCCAGGCCUCCCUUUCCGCCACCAUCAAAACCUGCUGUCAGAAAAAAUUCUGUUUAGGGAGAUUGGUUCAAGAUGGCAGAGUAGAAGGACGUGCUCUCACG